This is a messenger RNA of Melampsora larici-populina 98AG31, 882 nucleotides long. RefSeq lists its product as uncharacterized. The coding region runs from base 1 to 882 and encodes 293 amino acids. The record is from RefSeq and is a predicted model, not a curated record. NCBI's taxonomy places the organism in Eukaryota, Fungi, Basidiomycota, Pucciniomycetes, Pucciniales, Melampsoraceae. The transcript is spliced from 2 exons.
AUGCCUAAUCAAUUAAUCCUAACCGAAGGCUACCGGCCCAUUGUUACGACACUGGUUCAGCAAGGCCUCACCAACCGCCAGAUACAGGACAACCUCUCGACUCAACAUGGUGUCGACUGUUCGCAGAGCACCAUCAAACGCGCCCGCUCCAACUGGGAUUUACAAAUGGCGCCUGAUAAUGAAACUCAAGAACUACAGAAUGAUCUCAUCCAUUUCUAUCACCGUCAAGGUUUUGUCGCGGAGCACCUCCUUUCGAUACUUGAAGAGCGUCAUGACAUCAGUAUCUCACCGCGCACCCUGGCGCGACGCUGCACACUACUUGGCCUACAACGCAGGAAAGACGAUGUUGAUCAAGGACUAGUUACGUUGGCCGAUGUAGCUGAGUUGAUUCGACACUCAAAGCGGCGCGCGGAUGGUAAGCGCGCUGGAUACCGCCGUGUCCACCACAUCCUUCGGAACCAAUACCAUGUUUCCGUCCAUCGGAAACAACGAGACAAACGAACUGUGCUCCCUACCGCCUGCGCACCCAAUUACUGCUACUACGCACCCCUCUCAGCGAAUGGAGUUGAAGGUCUCAUCGCUGUGCCGCCGGAACGUGUUGAUGGGCUCCGCGCUCAAUACUAUCCUAACGCUGACGAACUCAUGAUGACUUCUCCCAUGUGGCUGACCGAAUUUGUAACCGCCGCACAAACAACCCUGCAGAUAGAACCAGCAGCGAUCACUAUGGAUAACGUUUGGACGGCAUUUCACCAGAUCCUUGCUUUCAUGCGCGCUUACGAUUUGUCCUUACUCGCAACCCCCCAUGGACAGCCUCGUGUACCAACCAACCACGAACAAGCCCUCAUUUCUGUCCAAAAUAGAUUUAGUCGAGUCCCACAUUAG